Messenger RNA from Lasiodiplodia theobromae, 549 nucleotides. Its product is annotated as Proteasome subunit alpha/beta. The transcript has 3 exons. Gene Ontology annotation, molecular function: peptidase activity. Gene Ontology annotation, cellular component: proteasome core complex; proteasome core complex, beta-subunit complex; nucleus. The record is from RefSeq and is a predicted model, not a curated record. Gene Ontology annotation, biological process: proteasomal protein catabolic process. NCBI's taxonomy places the organism in Eukaryota, Fungi, Ascomycota, Dothideomycetes, Botryosphaeriales, Botryosphaeriaceae. Bases 1 to 549 code for a protein of 182 amino acids.
AUGCGCGGCGCCAGCAUCCUCAAGGCUACCGACGACAAGACCAGACCGCUAAACAAGCACACGUUGUUGGCCUUCUCCGGCGAGGCGGGAGACACCGUCCAGUUCGCAGAGUACAUCCAAGCCAACAUCCAGCUGUAUUCGAUGCGUAACGACACCGACCUUGGCCCGUCGGCCGUCGCGAGCUUCGUCCGGGGCGAGCUUGCACGAGCCCUGCGCUCGCGGAGACCCUACACCGUCAACCUACUACUCGGCGGCCUAGAUCCCAUCAGCGACAAGCCGAGCCUCUAUUGGAUCGAUUAUCUUGCCGCUCUGGCGCCCGUUCCGUACGCUGCGCACGGCUAUGCUCAGUAUUACUGCCUUUCCAUCCUCGACAAGCACCACCACCCGGACAUUUCCCUAGACCAGGGCAUGAAGAUCUUACGUAUGUGCUCGGACGAGCUGAAGAGGAGGCUGCCCAUUGAUUUCAAGGGCCUGGUUGUCAAGGUCAUCACCAAGGAAGGCAUCAAGGAGGAGGAAUUCAACGACGAGGCGCCCGUCUUCCCUGCGUAA